Molecule: messenger RNA, 3322 nt
Organism: Diabrotica virgifera virgifera (western corn rootworm)
Lineage: Eukaryota; Metazoa; Arthropoda; Insecta; Coleoptera; Chrysomelidae
Product: probable metabolite transport protein CsbC
Exons: 2
Coding region: 52-1569 (505 amino acids)
Biological process (GO): transmembrane transport
Cellular component (GO): membrane
Molecular function (GO): transmembrane transporter activity
Source: RefSeq, a predicted model, not a curated record
UUCGUAAAUAUAAUCGUUUUUUGUUAAUAUGUUAUCAUUGCAGAACUGAAAAUGGCCGACGCAAGCGAAAAACUAAGUACGAAUCAGUUAUUAAAUACACAAAAGUGUUCAGAAAAUUUAAGAGAAAUACUAAGUACGAAUCAGUUACUAGAUACACAAAAGUGUUCAGAGAAUUUAAAAAAAGUUACACCAUGGCUGAUGUAUUUCUGUGCAUUUUCAGCUGACUUACCCCUGAUAACUCUAGGAAGCUGUUUUGUUUGGGGAUCACCAGCGAUUCCGAAACUAAGAUCAAAUGACACAAAAAUCAACCCCCUAGGAGAAGCCAUCACUCCAUUUCAAACUUCAGUAGUUGUUUCAGCUUCAGAAUUUACAAUGAUAUUUCUGUUAUCGGUAAUGGCUAAGGUGUCUAAUCUACUAGGACGUAGAAAAUGUUUAAUAAUACACUCAAUUUUAUUUGUUAUCUUUUUAAGUGCAGUUGCGAUGGCUAGAAGUAUAUAUGUUUACUAUAUAUUUUUCUUGCUAAAUGGGAUGAAUUUGGCAGGUGUAAUUGUUAACUCCACGAUUUAUAACAGUGAAGUUGCAGAUGAUAAAAGUCGAGCAUGGAUGGGUGUCAUAGAUGGUCUAUGUCUGCCUCUUGGUACUUUACUAGGCUUUAUUUUUGGAUCCUUUACAAGCAUAAGAGUAUAUUCGUUCCUCUGUGCCACUCCUGCCUUAUUUUAUCUUUUACUAUCGUUUUAUACCGUUGAAUCUCCCAUGUACCUAUUAUAUAAGAAUAAAGAUGACGAAGCAUUAAAAGUUUUAAAAGAUUUAAGAAAGCAUAAAACCAUGGAUGAGAUUCAGUCUGAGUUUAAAAGGAUGAAAGAUUUAUCUAUAGAGGCCAAUCACCAAAGAAAAAACUGCGACAUUUUUAGUACUAGUUCAUCGAGAAAAGCAUUAUUUAUUGCUUUAUCAUUAUGUUUCUUUCAGCAAGUAACUGGUGUAUCUAAUAUUUUAGCUUACGCUGGUACCAUAUUUACUGAAGCCGGUGCUUCGGUUUCUGGUAAUACAGUCAGUAUUUUGAUGGGUACUAUGCAGGUGGUUGUUAAUAUAAUGGUAGUUUCUUCAGUUAACAAAAUAGGUAGAAGGCGACUUGUUCUUGCAUCUGCACUUGGAUGUUCUUUAUCAACGUUUACUUUAGGGAUAUAUUUUUAUUUAAAAAGCUAUUGUUCAGUUGAUAAUUUCAACUGGUUGCCUGUUGUAUGUGCUUUAACGUUUAUUGGUUCAUAUGCGCUAGGACUGGGACCUAUUGUUCCAUCUUACAUGAGUGAGCUAUUUCCUAGCGAAGUGAGGGCAAUGGGUGUAGCCAUUGCUACUACAUUAGAGGCAAUUAUAGCCUGUUCCGUUAACUUUGGAUUUCCACUUUUGAUGGGACAGCUUGGAAUUUAUGGUUGUAUGUUCAUAUAUAGCGGAUUUACCUUGACAGGAUUUCUUAUAUUAUUUUUAAUUGUUCCCGAAACAACAGGAAAGGGUUUUAACGAAAUACAACUACUUCUAAAGAAGAAAUUGAUACAAAAUAUUAUAAAAUUGUAAUUUAAUUUAUACUAAGUAUAAAUUUUUUUGCUAGUUUGCGUUUUAUCUUCACAUUUCUAACUAAUAUACUAACUAAUAUACUAAUAGUAAUAUAGUAACCAGUAAUAAUGUCUUAGCGGUCAACACUGAAUGUCUAAAUUUUUAUCCUGUUCAAGACACUGAAAUAAUUAUAGCCAGCAAAAAAUUAAAAAAUAAGAUGACUUCUGGACCUGAUAAAAUACCCUCUUUUUUUAUUAAAGAUUGCAUGGGUGCUUUAACUAAGCCAUUAUUAAAAAUUUUCAAAUUGUGUUUAUUAUACAAACAGUAUCCAAGUAUCUGGAAGGAAUCAAAGGUAUGUCCUGUUUAUAAAAAUGGGGAAAAAUGUUGUGUAGAAAAUUAUAGGCCCAUAUCUAUUAUAUGCAAUUUAUCCAAAAUUUUUGAAAUCAUACUUUAUAAUCGUAUAUACUCUUUCACUCGUUAUCAAAUUUCGCAAUAUCAGCAUGGAUUACAUGGAUUACAGCAGUUAAAAACUUAUUGGGAAUAACACAGUACAUAUCUGAAGCGUUGGAUAGGAGAUCCCAAGUUAACGUUAUAUAUACUGAUUUUUCAAUUUGGUCAUUUUGGUUUUUCUAAAGAUGCUGUCGCUUUCAUAAAAUCCUAUUUGUCUGGUAGAACUCAAUGUGUGUCUUAUAAUGGUUAUAACUCUCACAAAUACAUACCUUCAUCUGGAGUCCCACAAGGAUCAAAUCUAGGCCCACUCUUGUUUGUGUUAUUUAUUAAUGACUUAUGUAAGAAAAUUUCUGUACCCUGUUUGUAUUAUGCAGAUGAUUUAAAAGUUUACUUAGAAAUUAACGAUAUCAAUGAUUGUCACACUAUCCAGAAUGAACUGAGUGGUGUGCAUGAAUGGUGUAAAGAAAACUAUUUAAAUCUUAAUGCAAAUAAAUGCAAAGUUGUAAGUUACUCAAGGAAACAUAAUAGUAUAAACUAUGUUUAUGCUAUUGAUGGUAGCGAACUGGAACAUGUGAAUAAAAUUAAAGAUCUUGGCAUAAUUUUCGACUGUUAACUUUCAUUUACUGAACAUAUAUCUUUAAAAGUUUCUGAAGAACUUAAAUCAUAUGGAUUUGUAGUCAGAAAUAGCCGAAAUAUUACUAACAUAAAAACUGUCAAAUUACUAUAUUUCUCUUAUGUACGUUGUAAAUUAGAAUAUGCGUCUAUAAUUUGGUCUCCAUUUUAUAAUUCACAUGUUCAGUUGAUUGAGAAGGUGCAGCGUAAAUUUUUGAAAUAUUUAUCAUUUAAGAUUAACGGCAUAUAUCCAGAGAGAGGUUACAUAAAUAGUGAGCUGUGUAAUAGUUUAGAUAUGGUUUCAUUAGAAAUGAGGCGAAAUUGUGCUUCACUAAUAUUUUUAUUUAAAUUGCUGCAUAAUUUAAUUGGCUGCCCCGAUAUUCUCAAACAAAUAAAUUUUAAUGUACCUUCUUAUCCUGUUAGAAAUGUUUCCACGUUCAGAACUACACAAGCCAGAACGAACCUGAUAUUAAACUCCCCCAUAUUUGUUAUGUGUGAAAAUUAUAAUUGUUUGGUAAACUAUUGUGAUAUAUUCAACAGUAGUAUAAGUCAACUUGUCAGAAUGGCUAAGUCUCAUUUGAAUUCUUAAUUCACUUGGUAAUUAUCUUUUCUUUUUUCUUUUCUUUAAAAUUUAAAAUUUAGUUUAUAAUUAGUGUAAAAUUGUCUAUAAAUGGAUACCUGUUGGACAAUAAAGCUAUUAUUUAUUUAUUUA